Molecule: messenger RNA, 351 nt
Organism: Glycine soja
Lineage: Eukaryota; Viridiplantae; Streptophyta; Magnoliopsida; Fabales; Fabaceae
Product: proteasome subunit alpha type-1-B-like
Exons: 2
Coding region: 1-351 (116 amino acids)
Source: RefSeq, a predicted model, not a curated record
AUGCUACUUUGUGACACGUGGAACAGCACAGGAUCUCAUGAUGUUGUCAGAGGUGGUGAAGUUUUUUAUGUUAACGUCGUCAAAGUCAGCGAAGAAGGCAAGGUCAUUGUCAUCGUCCUCGCAUGUAUCAACAAGGCUAACUUUGAACUCUCAUCGCACCAGAAGAAGAUCUUUAAGGUCGACAACCACAUCGUCAUCGCUAUCACCAGCCUCACCGCCGUCGCCUGCGUCCUCUCUUGCUACAUGCGAUCCGGGUCAUCGCUCACCGUUAGCAGACUUGUUGUUCAAUUCGACAAUAAAGCUCAGGUCAUCGCUCUUCCCCAAUUGUCAAAUACCUCCUCUCCACAUUGA